Molecule: messenger RNA, 885 nt
Organism: Mytilus trossulus (common blue mussel)
Lineage: Eukaryota; Metazoa; Mollusca; Bivalvia; Mytilida; Mytilidae
Product: protein N-terminal glutamine amidohydrolase-like
Exons: 6
Coding region: 50-664 (204 amino acids)
Cellular component (GO): cytosol; nucleus
Molecular function (GO): protein-N-terminal asparagine amidohydrolase activity; protein-N-terminal glutamine amidohydrolase activity
Source: RefSeq, a predicted model, not a curated record
UUGAACGCUUUCUCUUUGGAAAGUGAAAGUAGAAAAGGAAAUCGAAAGUAUGACUGACAACGAACAUGAAUUAGUGAAAAACCCAGAAUUACCAUUAUUGAAAGAAGAAUGCGUAUACACAAAGUGUUAUUGUGAAGAAAAUGUUUGGAAGGUUUGUGAAUAUGUGAAGAAUCACCAUCCUGCUUUACUUGAUAACUGUUACUGUGUAUUCAUAUCAAACAAAGACAAAGUGAUACCAUUAUGGCAGCAGAAGUCAAGUCAAAGAGAAGAUACUCUUGUGAUAUGGGAUUACCAUGUGAUAUUUAUAUAUAAGCAGUCUGAGAAAGAAUCCUUAGUAUAUGACCUUGACACGUCCUUACCCUUCCCAUGUGACUUCAAAACCUACUUUUUAGAGGGAAUAAGAUCCAAUCAAACAUUACAACCACAAUAUCAUAGAUUUUUUCGAGUAAUCUCAGCACCAAUAUUUCUGCAGAAUUUUGCUUCAGAUAGGAGUCACAUGUUAAAUGAAGAUGGAAAUUACCUACAUCCCCCACCAACAUAUCAGUGUAUUAAAACCAAAGAAUGUGACAAUAAUAUAAGUGAUUUUAUCAGUAUGGACCCAGAUGUUGGAGUUGGAACAGUAAAACCUUUAAAUGACUUUGUUAGUUUCUUUCAUCAUUCAUAAACUACAUUUCUCCAAAUCUGCCAAUAGAUUUCAGACUGUGUAACAUGUUUGUAAAGGAAAACAUAGUACUCACUUAAUCUGAAGCAGCUACAAUAACAUUCAAGAUGUCUUCUUUUAUAAACUAGGUAAUUUUUAGCUGAAAUUAACAAGACCAGCAGACAUACAUGUUAUGUUGUUUAUGAAUUGUAUCAACCUGAACUGUGAUAUUAUUUUUUUUACUA